Molecule: messenger RNA, 403 nt
Organism: Phyllotreta striolata
Lineage: Eukaryota; Metazoa; Arthropoda; Insecta; Coleoptera; Chrysomelidae
Source: the annotation of a GenBank genome assembly
GUACGUGUAUGUACGUUCAAAAAAAUGCAGAGAAGUAAUUUCAUAGAUAAAUCUCGACUCUUUUAUUUCUCUCGUAACUAUGUGGCCGGUUACACGCAGCGGCGGAGGCACCGACGAGGAAAAAAUGCACAUCAGCAAAAUAGGGAGAUAAGAUUUACGGAUGAGAACGGGAAAGGAUUUGUACCUUACUCAACGCAUAUGUUAAUAGGAAGGAAAUUUGAUUAAUUGCUUUAGACAGAAAAUCAUUUACGAGAAAUUAUAAUGAUACGCUAUAAAGUGGGGAAAACUGAGUAACUAGAGAACAAUAUUUUUUUUUAUUCAGAUGUAAUAGAGCUCCUUAUCUCCACCAAUGGUCUUUUCCAGUUUUUUUCCUUCUCGGUCCUCCUUGAUUAAUAUUCCCUUG